GAAGUAGAAGUUAAAUGUAAAGGAUUUAAACCUUUGCUUGCAAAAUAUAUAUUUAUGACAUCACGAAGAUCUUCAGAAGAAUCAUUUAAUUUUAGUCAAUGUAAUAAGAGUGAAGAUGAAGUAUAUAGAGAUUGGGAUCAGUUUGACAGGAGACUUGAUUUUAUUAUCGAAUUUAAAGGCAAAUGGAAUGAUAAUAUCGAUUUACAUACAACAGAAUUAAUAUUUCACAGAGGUUCUAAGGAUGAGUUUAGGAACAUGAUCUGGGAUUUAAAAUAUGAUAAAGGAGAAUACAUAACUGAAGAAUUAAUAGAAGUUGUCAAAGAUUUAAACAAAGAUGAGGAUAGAAAGAUCGUAAUUAAGAAUAAUCAAGUGUAUUGGAGACGUCAUUUUUCUGAGUUCAAAAAGAGAUACUUAUGA
Molecule: messenger RNA, 417 nt
Organism: Scutellospora calospora
Lineage: Eukaryota; Fungi; Glomeromycota; Glomeromycetes; Diversisporales; Gigasporaceae
Source: the annotation of a GenBank genome assembly